Molecule: messenger RNA, 357 nt
Organism: Pelobates cultripes (western spadefoot toad)
Lineage: Eukaryota; Metazoa; Chordata; Amphibia; Anura; Pelobatidae
Source: the annotation of a GenBank genome assembly
CUUCAUUUUCUAUGCAAGCCAGCACAUCAGAUGACAUUGAUGGCAUUCCGAUUAACGGAAACUUUCAUGAAUGCUCAGACAGAAGACCAUCUACCAGCCAACAAGGAAGAUAUAAAAGCCCUGCUGUCUGAGAUAAAGGCAUUGUUCUCUACUGACAUCUUGGUGCUGAGAGUGGAUAUGGCAACACUGGCAGGCCGAAUACAGGCAGUUGAGGCGAAUGUUGGCAAUUAUGGAAGCAAACAGCAGGACAUGGCUACUGCACCGACACAGUUACAGCACAAACAGCAAUUGCAUGACACAAAACUAGCUGAGAUGGAGAAUUUCCACUGGUGUCAGUAUCUGUGGAUUGGUUCCUGA